Messenger RNA from Phyllotreta striolata, 1970 nucleotides. The record is from the annotation of a GenBank genome assembly. Lineage: Eukaryota; Metazoa; Arthropoda; Insecta; Coleoptera; Chrysomelidae.
GGUGUAGCUGGUGGCGCGGGAUUCCGAUUUCGUAUCAAACGACUUCUCAUCGAAAGCGCAACAAUUUCGAUUCCAUGCAGAAUCGGUUUAGUGAUUUUUAGUUAGUCGAUAUAAAUCUUUUUUUAUUCGUUUUUCUCGCGUUAGCGGGGACGCGGCGAGUUCGAGUUCGAUUCCUGGCUGGUUCAAAAUGUACAAAAAUGCAAUAAUCAUCGCAUCGAUCCUAAUACCCCUAACAGUGUGCCAAACUUACAAUAAUGACGCGUUCAAAAGACAAAUCUACUUUCCCGACGAUGCCAUGGUUAUGCCAAAAAGACCGUCAGCCAACAGAUUUCCAGCUGCAGCAGCGGCGCCCCUGUCUAGUCAAUACAUGUCCUACGAACAGUUCGUUAAUCAACUAUUAUCCCAAGGAAUCGGCAACCUAAGUUUGAAGAUCAACAAAGCCUACCAAGACCAAACGGACGAUAACGUGGUUUUCGCCACUCUUAACAUAGCAGCGGCGUUGGCGUUGGUUCUACUGGGUUCCAACGGGAAAACCUUCCAGGAACUAACCACAGUUCUGGGUCUAGCUACGGGUUUGGACAUAGAAAAUCGGUCGGUAAAAGUGCACGAGGGGCUCGGCAAGAUGAUCAGGAAAAUCGAAACCACCGCAGGGGUGAUCAUAGGCCAGCAAGUUUCGUUUGCAGACGCCGUUUUCGUACAGAACAAUUAUCCCAUACGCAGGCUGUAUAAGGAGUCUGCUGAAGCUUUGUACAACAGCGAAGUGGUUAACGUGGAUUUCCAAUCGAAUCCGGAUAAGGCUGCGCAACUCAUCAACGCCUGGGUGGCUGAUAGGACCAAAGGGAAGAUCAUGGAUAUUGUGGACGACGUGCCAUCCGAUACUAAGGUGUUGAUAGCGAGUGCGAUGUACUUUAAGGCCGAAUGGGAAAAUCCUUUUAUGGAAGGCGUGACAACAAGGAGAAACUUUUACAUAGACGGGAGGAAAUCGAAAGCGACCAUCGAAGUCGAUAUGAUGGCGAACGCCGGGGAAUUUCCCUAUUUCAAGGACCCCAAUUUAAAAGCGGAAAUUUUAGGUUUACCUUACAAAGGUAACGCCACCGUUAUGUACGUAGUGAUGCCUUUUAACUCGAACAAACGAGUACUGAAAGAGUUCGAAGCCCACAUCACGCAGAAAGACUUGGACUAUCUCGCGGAUAGCACGCAAACUAGUCAUUGCCAAAUAUUAUUUCCCAAAAUGAAAAUAGAAAGUACGAUACAUUUGAAGCCGGUGCUGACCAAACUGGGUGUUACGUCUCUAUUCGAUCCAAAGCAAGCCAAUUUGGGAUUACUAUCACCGGGAAUGGGACCUAUAAUAAAAAAUAACGCCGAAAUCAACCCGUUGGGCUCGUUCCAGGGCAAUCCCAACGACGUGUUGAUCUUCAGCAGAACGGGUGAGACUUUGAACUGUUCGGCUAUCUUCGAUCCGGCCAAAAACGUUUCCACGUGCCAUGAUACCGUCAACAACAAAACAGUGGCUUAUAAAAGAUUCGGAGAAAAAGUGGGUCGAAGAAUUGUUAAAAGAGACACCGUAGACAUGCUAAGAAAUCUGAUUAACCAACAGUCCACCGACAACAACUACCAGAACCCGGGGCUUUACGCUGAAGACGUUAUCCAUAAGGUUUACAUGGAUAUAACGGAAACUGGCACGGAAGCAGCAGCUGCGACAUUCGUUACUCUUUACAGGACUGUCAGAGGGGUUACCUUCAGAGUGGACGUUCCUUUCCUGUUCUUCAUUCGACAUGAAGAAACAAAGACUAUUCUAUUCUGGGGAUCGAUUUACAAACCCACACCGAACAAUGUAAAGGUUUGAAAUAUGGCCUGUUAAUUAUUUAGCAUCAGUAAAUAUUUUACGAAAAUAACGCGUUUUAUUUUAUAAGCGAUUGUGCUGCAUCUGCAUUAGGCAAUAGAGUAAUAAAAUUGAAAAACAAGAGAAU